Messenger RNA from Dracunculus medinensis (Guinea worm), 1344 nucleotides. The record is from the annotation of a GenBank genome assembly. NCBI's taxonomy places the organism in Eukaryota, Metazoa, Nematoda, Chromadorea, Rhabditida, Dracunculidae.
AUGGAAUCAAUACAUAAUUCUACAAGUGAAAACGCAGAACCUUCGAAAGGAGGUAUAAUUGAAUUUGAGAAAUCGCCUCAGAUUGAGUCUAAGGCAAUACAGGAUGAUAGUACAGUAAGAAUUCCCAUGGGGAAGGCAAUUAAUGAUAAUGAUAAUGCCAUUCAUGAUUCAUUAAUGUCACCACUAAAUGAAUUCUCUUGUGAAAUGUGUCGAAAUUAUGAAUCGAUUUUAACUAAAUUGCAGGAUGGCGAGAGAGAUUUAAAAGAACAAUUAAUAGCCGCACAGCAUCUUGUUGAGCGCUAUAAAACUGAAUUAUCUGGUGAGCGGCAAUUCAGAAAUGAACUGGAUACGAAAAUGAGCAGUUUGAGCAGCGAAGCGGGUAAGGAAACGAAAAUUAUGGAUGAUGUCAAUGAAGAAAAUCAAAAGAAUUUAGCAAAAUUAGAAGAAAGAUAUGAAAGUUUAUAUCAGCUUCAAAGGAGCAAGCUUCAGACUUUAAAAGAAAAAUUAAAAUUCAUGGAUAGCGAAAUGCAGAAAAUGAGUAAAAAAUAUUCGAAGUUAUGUGGUGUAAAUAGGAAAUGUGCUUCGGAAAUGCAAGCUCAAGCCAUUGAACUGCCUCAAGAUAUCGAUCAACUUCAAUUUCUUUGCCUUCAGCUUCGAGAAGAACUUAUUGAAACUCGCGCUAUUAAAGAACACAUUGAGACGGAAUUGAAGGAUGAAGUAACAAUGCUUCAAGUUCAGAGAAAAGAGGACGAGAUUGCGAAACAUCGCCUAGCUCAAGCAUUGACUGAUCAGGUUAAUGGCGUAAGUGAAGAAUUGGGUUUAGCUCGAAGUCAGUUAAGUUCACUGCAUAAUGUAUCUGAAAAAGCCGAAGAGAUGGAAAGGCGAAUGGGGGAUUAUCGUUCCUUUAUUGAGGAUUUAGAAAAACAAAUUAAAUCGAUGCAAAAAGAUAGAAGCGAACUUGAAAUAACGCUUGCUUCAUAUAAACAGAGGUGUACCGCUUUACAACAAGAAUUAGAUACUUCGGAAGCGGUACAGAAAGAUUUCGUAAAAUUGUCGCAAAAUUUACAAAUCGAAUUGGAAAAAAUUCGCCAAGCAGAGCAGGAAGUCCGAUGGCAGUUCGAUGAAGACGUUUUUGCUUGCAAUCAUUGCCAAAGCAUAUUCACAAAAAGUCGUUCUAAACUACAUUGCCAGCAUUGCGGUAAAAUUUUCUGUUCGGCUUGUCUCACAUUCACAGUUCCAAGUGGACCACAUCGUCGUUUGGCUAAAGUGUGCCAGGUGUGCCAUACACUUCUUAGCAGGGACACUGCUCCUUUCUUUUCUCAUACAGUUCACGACUCAUCUUGA